Ostrinia nubilalis (European corn borer) is the source of this 1147-nucleotide messenger RNA. RefSeq names its product sulfotransferase 1B1-like. The record is from RefSeq and is a predicted model, not a curated record. Gene Ontology annotation, cellular component: cytoplasm. Gene Ontology annotation, biological process: sulfation. Gene Ontology annotation, molecular function: sulfotransferase activity. Bases 65 to 1129 code for a protein of 354 amino acids. NCBI's taxonomy places the organism in Eukaryota, Metazoa, Arthropoda, Insecta, Lepidoptera, Crambidae. The transcript has 7 exons.
GACACUAUUAUAUAAGACUCCCACAACCUGGGUAUCAAGGAAUUAAACUAAUUGUUCUGCUAAAAUGACUACUUCAAGUAAUAACUUUCCGUUUGAAAUAAAAGACUUAGAUCCAGAAGAAGCAGAUGAAAUACAUAAACACUAUUUCGAAGGGUAUCAGAAUGGAUUCAUUCGAGUCGGCCCAAAGGGAUAUUUUUUCACCAACGGCAUUAAAGUAGAUAUUAAAAAUAUUUAUAACAUGCCAAUACGACCUGACGAUACUUUUGUGGUCACGUUCCCUAAAUCAGGAACGACUUGGACGCAGGAACUCGUUUGGAUGGUGGCAAACAAUUUAGACUACGAAAAAUCUGAUUCUAUGCCGCUUAAUGAACGGUUCCCAUUUCUAGAAAUGUUCAUGAUGAUAAAUAGCGACAAAACGAAGAACUAUAUGAAAGACUUCGCGAAAGGAGACGAGCGACUGUUAAAAAUUAUAGAGGAAGUGACUACUCCUGGCACCGAGUUGAUGGCGAAGGUGCCUUCGCCACGGUUCAUCAAAACGCACAUUCCCUUAUCCCUGCUGCCGCCGAAGCUGCUGGACACCGCCAAGGUGGUAUACGUGGCGCGUGACCCACGCGACGCCGCGGUCUCCUUCUACCACCACAACAAACUCUUCGCGUUCAUGGGCUUCACUGGGGACUUCAAACAGUAUUGGGAGUACUUCAUUCAGGACAAAAUUGAUUCGACUCCGUACUUCCCGCACGUUAUGGAAGCUUGGGAGCAAAGGAAUCACCCUAACUUACUGUUUCUCUUUUAUGAGGAUAUGUUGAAGGAUUUGCCGAAGGCAGUUCGACAAGUUGCCGAAUUCCUAGGCAAGACGAUGACUGAUGAGCAAGUCUCUCGUCUUUGUGACCGCCUAAAAUUCGAUAACUUCAAGAAAAACCCAACGGUUCACUACGAAGUCGGAAGGGACCUAGGGUGGAUAACUAAAAAAGAUAGUACAUUUUUUAGAAAAGGCAAAUCUGGCGACUGGCGCGAACACUUCGACGAACAGAUGGCGGCGCAGGCGCAGCGGUGGAUCGCCGACAACCUGCGCGGGACUGACCUGCGCUUCCCGACUAUAACUAGUAAUUUAGCAUCUUACAACAAAUAAACGAUUUUGGAUUAUUAA